CUAGAUAAACUGUUGUAGAACAGCGACACCUGCUGGAUAAACAGCAGAUAAAUACUGGUAAAAUAGAGACAACUGGUGGGGAAACAGCAGACAAUCACUGGUAGAACAGCGACACCAGUUGGACAAACACCGGAUAAACAUUCUACAGGUCUUUGACUGUCAGAGACAUGCGGGGAACGGGUUGUCAAUCGAUCACUUGCAGGUGUGCUAUACACUAACUUUUAAAAGUGUACACAAUCAAAGGUUCCUGUCUUCAGGAUGACCUUAAAAGUGAUUUAUUUCAUGGUGAACGGCCGAUUGGAGCAUGCAGAGUUCCGGACCGAUUGCUCAUCGACAGAUGUUAAAGACCUGCUCCGAGCCUCGGUGGAAGCCGGCCCGCACGACAUCCUGACGAUGUACGACGCCGAGGGGAAUGUGGUCAAUAUCUCCCCCAGUCUGACGGCCAAUGACGUCAACACAUGCUACAGACUGGAGGUGGUGGCGUCCGAUCUUCAGAAUCGGGCUUUAGCCGUGCCGACCGAGCUGCGCAACAUGGACAACAGGCUGGAAAACCUGGAAACAAAGGUGCUUGAAGAUACUGGGAAAACCACAGAUCUCAAGAGCCAAGUGGAGUCUUUCAAGAGGAAGCUAGAGAACGUGGAGCACCGGAGCUGGAUCGGUCUCUUCAAGGGGCAGGAGAGGCCUCAGCGCCGGGCCAGCCAGGGGCACCGGCCCGUGCAGGACGAGCAGGCCCAGGUCCGCCGGACGUUCCGCCACAUGAGCUCCCUGCAUGUGAAUGAUAAAGUGAGGGAAUACCUAAAGACCCCCCUCUUUGACAACUGGCAAUGGGAGGAGGCCGAGAUGCUGGUGCUGCUGCAGGUGAUGUACACCGACCUGGACUUCGUCACCGCCUUCCACAUCGAGGUGGACGUUCUCCAGAACUUCCUGUUUGAAGUCUACCGCCACUACAACAACAUCCCCUUCCACAACUUCCAGCACUGCUUCUGCGUAACUCAAAUGAUGUACGGGCUGAUCUGGCUGACGGACCUCAGGAGUAAACUGGAGAGAAUCGACCUGUUCGUCAUGCUGACGUCGGCUCUCUGCCACGACCUGGACCACCCCGGUUACAACAACGUCUACCAGAUCAACGCCCGGACGGAUCUGGCUCUGCGCUACAACGACAUCUCGCCGCUGGAGAACCACCACUGUGCCGUGGCCUUCGCCAUCCUGGCAAAGCCAGAGUGCAACAUCCUGAAGAGUCUUACAUGCAAUCAGUACAAACAUAUUCGAGCAGGAAUGAUCAAGUGUAUUCUAGCCACGGACAUGGCACGACAUAACGAGAUACUCAACAAGUUCAAAGUCACACUGCCUGUGUUUGACUUCAGGACAGAAGGUCAUAAGGAAGUGCUGAUGAAGAUCAUGGUGAAGGUGAGCGACAUCUCCAACGAGGCCAGGCCCAUGGCCGUCGCCGAGCCCUGGCUGGACUGUCUCCUGCAGGAGUUCUUCAACCAGAGCGACUCUGAGAAGCUGAAGGGUCUCCCGGUGACUCCCUUCAUGGACCGGGAUAAAGUCUCCAAGCCCUCCUCCCAGACCGGCUUCAUUCGCUUCGUGCUUCUUCCUCUCUUCACGGAGCUCACCAAGCUCUUCCCCUGCCUGGAGCAACAUAUCUUGGAGCCCGUGCGGAAGGCCCUGGACUACUACUCAGACCUGGAGAAAGAAGCCCUGGCAGAAGCAGGCUGCGCCAAGCCAUGAUGAGGGCGGAGCCAGACCUCACACACACUCACCCACACAGACAGAUACACACGCACAGAUACACACACACACACGCACACAAACAUAGACGCAGUAACAAAGAAACAUACACACACACACACAAACACAAACAUAGACACAGUAACAAAGACACACACACACACACACACACACACACACACACACCCUUACACGUUGACCCCCUCCGGAUGAAGUCCCUGUUUGAGUAGCUGUCCUCAAGUUAUCAAGUGGCUAACAUUUGAGAAAAACUACUAGAAUCAUAGUACGUUUUAGUCUUACACUAGCAUUUACUAUCCUUGCAAUGCCCGACCAUGCUCCCUUCACUCACUAGGUCUGGAAUGAGUUUGUUGAGGGCUGUCGUCUGUCAAACCUUUCCUGGCAGCCGAUUGGAUGAGCUUCAGCGGGCUGGGCUGGGGCUGGGGCUGGGGUUGCUCAUUGGCCGACAGAAUUGUACGGAGGCCGAGCUGCCCGGCGUGCUGGCUGCCUCCUAGGGUAACAUCUCGAGGUCAGACCGGAGGAGAGCUUGCCAGAUUUAGAAUGGCUUCCGAUUCAACUCACAAAGGGCAACAGACCCCCACUUAGUAAGCCAUGAUCAACUGAGCACAUCAUUAUUGAUUUAUUUGUGGAAUUGAUUGAUCUAUUGAUUUGUUUUGAUACUCAAAAUGUAUGUGUCUAGUCACAAGCCCUUUUAUACAGAAAUACUGCAAUAUUGCUGUAAAGUAGAUCCGGCAUUAUGCUGGCGUUUUUUUAUUUACAUUGGAUUCAUUAUUAUUAUUUGAACAAUCAAGGCUUGAAUUGUAAUGACACUAGUCUUCAAUGUCUUAAAUUAUUGCUUUUGGGCAACAUGAGUUUGAUUCUUUGUAUCUUUAAAUAUUGGUCUUUAUACUGUAAGCCACAGGCAAUAUAUUAAUUAAUGAAAGGUUGGGUAUGGGAUUUGCGAAACGCCAGCAGAUUUUGAAAAUACACAACUCAAAUGGUCCUACCCCCUCUCCUUCAACGCUGACUCUGACUCCGCCCAUUCCAAGUACCUGGACGCGCAAUCAUGCACGAGCGCGAACACAGAUGCGCGAGAGCGAGCCAGGCUAGCGUAGGUUUUCCUAGUUCCAGUCAUGGACAUAAUAAAGGAUGGACCACGGACUGGAAAAUGGCCGCCCAUUCAUUCCUAUACAAACUGCUCAGUGGCGCAGGGUAACAUACAGGAGCGAUUUGCUUCCGCGUUAUGGGGCCAAGACAAGUGGCCAAGUCUGUGACGUACCGGAAGCAGAAUUAUAGAACGCAUGCGUGCCCAUCCCCCCACUCCGGUCCAACAUCAAUAUAAAAUAAUACCGUAAUGCACCGCUUCUUUGUCUUUGGAUCUUGUUACGUAUUUUAAGAACCUUACCAACCCAAACAUAGACCCUGGGAAGCAGGACCAAACAUAUAAGCUGUAAAUACUAUACAUAGCCACAAGGGGAGCAGGACCUUACUGAAGGCUGCAAUUACUAUUCCAUCCACAGAGGGCAGCACCACAGACAGGUGAGGGGGCCGAGGGUAAUACGUCACACCGGCUCCUCCCACUCCUUCCGGGCCAUGCGGAUCAGACGAUAACAGUAAACACGAGCCAGAGGCUCUCCAGAAUCUCCUCGGCAGCUAUUGGACAGGGUUAAUGUUUAUAUUGAUCAGCUAGGAGACGCUCAGCACGUGUUAAGAUACGCUUCAACCUCCUUUUGCUCCAUAGUAUCAGUUGACCAUACCGAAAAUACUUUACAACAAAUAAAGUCUCUUAAAAGCUAUUCCACGGAUUUGAUCACUUUCCUUGAAGAACUCUGCAAACUUUUGAAUAAAUGGAUCAAUACAUGAUGAAUCACAAUGAUCGCAAGCAGAGGACCGUGAGAGUUAUUGAGCAGUAGAUGAACCAGUCCAAAAAUCGGGACACGUUAACGGAGCACUGAACUAGGCCCUCUCGGAUGCCAUUUGUUUCACUACGACUCCUUUCAGCUGCACACCCCUCUUCCCCAGCGAGAUAACGAGACGGCUAAUAAAACGCUUGAGGUGGCGUUUUGAGAAGAAAAAACGUAAUUUUUUUUAGGACAUGGCAUGAAGGUAAUUAUGAGCCUUUGAUUGAUAUCCAGAAAUUUUUUGCGGAGACACAUUCUUGUUCCCCACUUGUAUUGGAGUGAACGGAGAUAUCUACUUCUAGGUCCCAUGAUUUGAGGGACCCGUCCACAGCCCGCUUAAACAGCUGCAAUACCAGGCUUGGCCGCUGAGCACUGUUGGAUUGCGGAAGUAUGCAGUGUUCCUGGGGGCUUGGUUCCAGUAGCUACCGCAGCAUAACAACAAACAGGAGCUUGCUCUGGGUCACGAGUACUGCACGAAGGGGUCGCGCGCGGGGGAGGGGGAGUGCAGUACGACCGUUUGAUUGACGUACUUACUGUCCAAUGCAACUCGGUGGCUCUGGAAAUCAUUGGCUGGAGUUUUUCGAGCCCUGCCCGUUCCACAGAUGAUUGACUUGUUUAAUUUUCAUGUCAGUACUUCUAACUCAGUGGCUGUAAGUGGGUUAUGAUAAGGAUUUCAAGUAAUUUUGCAAAAAUAGCCAAAAAAGCGAAUUCCAUACCCAACCUUUAAUUUUACCACUUCAAUUGUUUAUUGUUGAUAUUCUUUUAAUAAAUAAUGGUUGGCUCAUUGUUCUUUUUACUGCAUUCUACGGGAAUAAAUAAAGAUCAA
This is a messenger RNA of Gadus chalcogrammus (walleye pollock), 4455 nucleotides long. RefSeq names its product high affinity cGMP-specific 3',5'-cyclic phosphodiesterase 9A. Gene Ontology annotation, molecular function: 3',5'-cyclic-GMP phosphodiesterase activity. The record is from RefSeq and is a predicted model, not a curated record. Gene Ontology annotation, biological process: cGMP catabolic process. The transcript is spliced from 14 exons. NCBI's taxonomy places the organism in Eukaryota, Metazoa, Chordata, Actinopteri, Gadiformes, Gadidae. Bases 259 to 1731 code for a protein of 490 amino acids.